Loxodonta africana (African savanna elephant) is the source of this 3018-nucleotide messenger RNA. RefSeq names its product solute carrier family 38 member 3 (gene SLC38A3). The transcript is spliced from 17 exons. The record is from RefSeq and is a predicted model, not a curated record. The coding region runs from base 218 to 1729 and encodes 503 amino acids. Gene Ontology annotation, cellular component: plasma membrane. NCBI's taxonomy places the organism in Eukaryota, Metazoa, Chordata, Mammalia, Proboscidea, Elephantidae. Gene Ontology annotation, molecular function: L-histidine transmembrane transporter activity; L-glutamine transmembrane transporter activity; L-asparagine transmembrane transporter activity. Gene Ontology annotation, biological process: asparagine transport; histidine transport; amino acid transmembrane transport.
CUGCAGCUCUGCGCUCAACCGGGAGCAGAGCGGACCGCAGGGGCCUGAGCAGAGCGCGACAGGGAAACUGAGGCCCCAAGGGCUUGUCUCGGCUGCUGUGUGUUUGAGGAGGGAGCCACAUACUGGCUGAGGUGUCCCGCCAGGAUAGCCUGAGAGACCCAGACUUCUGACCUGUGUUGGUGUGAAAGCUAGUGCUCCUGGUGGUGGUGCCUGAGCCAUGGAGGCACCUCUGCAGACGGAGAUGGUGGAGCUGGUACCCAAUGGCAAACACUCGGAGGGGCUGCUCCCAGCCACCACCCCUACGGCGGACAACCAGAGAGUCGAGGGCCCCAGAAGGAGCUAUGUUGAGGGCGAGGACUUUCUGCAGAAAAGCCCAAGCAAGGAGCCACACUUCACUGACUUCGAGGGGAAGACAUCGUUUGGGAUGUCAGUGUUCAACCUCAGCAACGCCAUCAUGGGCAGUGGCAUCCUCGGGCUCGCCUAUGCCAUGGCCAAUACAGGCAUCAUCCUUUUCCUGUUCCUGUUGACAGCCGUCGCCCUGCUCUCCAGCUACUCCAUCCACCUGCUGCUCAAGUCCUCGGGGAUCGUGGGCAUCCGUGCCUAUGAGCAGCUGGGCUACCGUGCCUUCGGAAUGCCGGGGAAGCUGGCUGCAGCCCUGGCCAUCGCCCUACAGAACAUUGGUGCCAUGUGCAGCUACCUGUACAUCAUCAAGUCGGAGCUGCCUCUUGUCAUACAGACCUUCCUGAACCUGGAAGAGAAAACUUCGGACUGGUACGUGAAUGGAAACUACCUGGUGAUCCUAGUCUCUAUCACCGUCAUUUUGCCCUUAGCACUUAUGCGGCAGCUCGGCUACCUGGGCUACUCAAGUGGCUUCUCUCUCAGCUGCAUGGUGUUCUUCCUAAUUGCAGUCAUCUACAAAAAGUUCCAUGUGCCCUGCCCGUUGCCCCUCAACGUUACCAACAUCGUGGGCAACUCCAGCCACGUGGUCAUCGAAGAGGAGGCACAGCUGCAGGUGGAGACUGAGGCUGCAGCCUUCUGCACCCCGAGCUACUUCACACUCAACACACAGACGGCGUACACCGUCCCCAUCAUGGCCUUCGCCUUCGUCUGCCACCCUGAGGUGCUGCCCAUCUAUACAGAGCUCAAGGACCCCACCAAGAGGAAGAUGCAACACAUCUCCAACCUGUCCAUUGCCGUCAUGUACGUCAUGUACUUCCUGGCUGCCCUCUUCGGCUACCUCACCUUCUACGACGGGGUGGAGUCGGAGCUGCUGCACACCUACAACAACGUGGACCCGUUUGAUGUGCUGAUUCUGUGUGUGCGAGUGGCAGUGCUGACGGCAGUCACACUCACAGUGCCAAUCGUUCUGUUCCCGGUACGCCGGGCCAUCCAGCAGAUGCUAUUUCAGAACCAGGAGUUCAGCUGGCUGCGGCACGUGCUCAUCGCCACCAGCCUGCUCACUUGUAUCAACCUUCUGGUCAUCUUUGCUCCCAACAUCCUGGGCAUCUUUGGGAUCAUUGGUGCCACAUCUGCCCCAUGCCUCAUAUUCAUCUUUCCUGCCAUCUUCUACUUCCGCAUCGUGCCCACUGAGAAGGAGCCUGCGAGGUCCACCCCUAAAAUCCUGGCCCUUUGCUUCGCCAUGCUUGGUCUCUUGUUGAUGACCAUGAGCCUGAGCUUCAUCAUCAUUGACUGGGUCUCCGGGACCAGCCAGCAUGGAGGAAGCCACUAGAUUGCCCCUGUCCUGCCUACUCGUCCCAGCACCCCUGCCCAGACUGUCCAGCCCCUACUCCCAUCCAGUGGCCAGUCACAAAGCAGGAGAAGGACAAGUUAACAUGAUGACAUUUGGCCCUGCCCCACAUCCUCUCUGUAGAAGUUCUUGUGUUAAAGAGCCAGAACCAAGGCCUUUGGGCCACCACCAUGCUGCAGGGGCUUCCUUAGUUGGAGGUUGGGGUGGAGAUGCACCCCUUGCCCCCUUUUGUCACCUCAGAUCCUGCCACGCUCCUCAUCUUCCUUGCACAGAUGCAUAUACUAAGGGCCAGCAGCUGCCUCUGAGCUCACACAGCCUGUAGGGACACACAGGCUGGAACACAGGCCUGCUGCCAUCCCCUACCCUGCCACUAGGGCCAAGGUCUGUGCCCUGAGGCCUCAUCUCCCCCAGCACCCUUGCCUUCCCUCCUUCAGUUCCCCAGGCCCCUUUCAGGCCCUUGGGCUCAGGCCCUUGAAAACCUCUGUCCCUUUCUCCCAUCCCCCACCAGGAGGAGACCCUCCACCCCACAGCUGGAGUCAGUGGGUUCUGCUGAGAGUGGAGCUAGUAUGGGCUCCCCUAAGGGACCCCUACCUUGCCCUUCACCAGUCCUGGGGAGACUGAGGCUUCCCCUACCCCCGUCCCACCCCCAGCCUGAGUCCUGGGCCACAGCUCACAUUCUGCUGCUGGGAGAAGGGAGAGGCUGAGCUCAGAGUGUCCCUAUACCUGGGAGGCCAAAGAUCCCAGGGGCCAGCCUGAGGCUAGGGUGGGGAGGCUGGUAGCCCUCUUUUAUAAAUAUUAGACAUAAGACCAGCUGUGUUUUAUGUUCUUAGGCUGUAUGACUUCCGGGUUCCUGGAAGGUAGAGUGAAGGCCAGGGUAUGAUGGAGGCCCUCCUGCCCCCUUCCCUGGGGUGGGGAUGGGGACAGACCACCCCACCCCACCCCCUGCCUCCCAAACCAACCAUCAGUGCUCAGACCCGGCUCUGGGCCUGGGCCAGGCUCAGCACAGACCUGCUUUCUCACGGGGUGAGGUGGGGAGGAAUUAAUGAGGCCCUAGGAAUUGGGACAGAAAGAGGCCUCCGGAAGGAGGCAACGUGAGGUGCAUCCCCAGCAGCUUCAGGGAGGGUCUGAGUUGGGGGCAGCUGAGCUGCAGAAGCCCCAGGAAGGGCCCCCUAUCCUACCCUCCCCCGGCUCCCAAGCUGCCUUGUCAACCCUCUGUCAAAUCCCCAAGUCUGGGGACAAAAAUCCAGGGAUCCUGUGCCCUGUUGGGCUGA